Messenger RNA from Mesorhabditis belari, 630 nucleotides. The record is from the annotation of a GenBank genome assembly. NCBI's taxonomy places the organism in Eukaryota, Metazoa, Nematoda, Chromadorea, Rhabditida, Rhabditidae.
AUGCAUGAUCGAUUCUGGCAUAAUAGCUCGACUUGGACUCCAUCAAACAUCGAGCGCCACGUUGGUCAUCCUCGACGCUCCUCCACUCCAAAGUCAGAAACCCGAUCACCGGCCAAUGAAGCGACCCAGAAGCCACAUUUUAUUUUCGAACUUUCUACGACUCCGAUAAUUGGAAAAACGUUUGUGCUGCGUGAUGGACCGGCUCCACGAACACAGGGUCGUCAAUAUAUUGGAGUGAGGACAAGAGAGGAGGCUGAGAAAAUGGUUCAAUUGCUGGCGACUUUUCGCUUCUACCAUCAGCUACCCGAUGACGGCUGGCCUGUCGAGGAUGCUCUCAAGCUGCACGUUUGUUAUCGAGCCGAAGACGGGAAAUAUUCUCACUUGCGCAUCCUCAAGCAGCAAUGUGUUGAUGGUGGUGUGACCCGAGAAAUGUUCUACGUCGAGUCGCGUCGUUUCAAUCAACCAAACAUCUCCUUUCCGAAUAUUGACCAGCUCAUCAAAUAUUAUUCCACCUAUGUUCAUCUAAGGAAAUCGAGCCAAACGAAUAAAGUCGAAGUGGAAGUCUUCGAUACGACUCCGUCUCAAUCAUUUGAAGAUCUGCUUGAAGAAAUGGCAGAAAAUCGAAAGGAU